AUGAACAACAUUACAACGUCAGCAGUAUACCAAACACCACUAUCGGACCCCUUUUUAAAGUUCUCUCCAUUUAAAAAUCUCACAGAUUCAUUAUAUUUAAUCCAUUUACAUGAAAUUGUGGGCUCAUUUAUAUUUUACCAGUUUAUCUUAUACCAAUGGUUAGCUCCUAAUUUCAAUAAGUUUUUUUUCCGUAAAGCUUACACCAAAAUCGAAGACAAAAAAUUGAAAGUUAACUUUGAUAUACAUGUAGUUUCCAUGGUUCAAUGUUUAAUCUCAAUUUAUUUGGUUUUACCACCGGCAAUUACUCAGCCUUUUGGCUUAAAUAUUAAUUCCUACACUGAUUCUUACAACAGCAUGGUAUCCUCUGUAUCUGUUGGUUAUUUUCUGUGGGAUCUUUGCGUUUGUGUACAACAUUUUAACUUAUUUGGUUUACAAUUUUUAUGCCAUUGUUUAGCUUCAUUAUUCGUUUUUUUCAGCACUCUAAGACCAUUUUGUCAAAGUUGGGUUUGUAAGUUUUUGAUAUUUGAAGCUAGCACCCCAUUUGUAAACAUCAAUUGGUUUAUUUCAGUGUUAGUUAAACAAAAUGGUAAUAUUAAAAUACCUACUUGGUUUAAUGUUUUAAAUGGCAUUUCGUUGAUUCUAGUAUUUUUCCUAGUCAGAAUAGUCUGGGGGUUUACUGCUAUUUCUGUACUGGCUUACCAGGCUUACAAAAUAUGGGAUGAAGUUCCUCAUGGAUUAAUGUCAAUAAUUUUGAUGAUAAAUUUCCUGCUAGAUUUUUUGAAUAUCUUCUGGUUAAGUAAGAUGUUAAAAAUAGCCAAAAAAAUGUUAGGUGGAAAUGAAACUACCGCUCGCAAAGGUAAGAAGAAUUAA
Molecule: messenger RNA, 870 nt
Organism: Saccharomycodes ludwigii
Lineage: Eukaryota; Fungi; Ascomycota; Saccharomycetes; Saccharomycodales; Saccharomycodaceae
Gene: TDA4
Product: Tda4p
Exons: 1
Coding region: 1-870 (289 amino acids)
Biological process (GO): lipid homeostasis
Cellular component (GO): membrane; endoplasmic reticulum
Source: RefSeq, a predicted model, not a curated record